UCCAGGACUGCCAUCAAUUUGACUCAAAAUGACCUGACCGACCAAUGAACCCUGGCUUGGGAAGAAUGGCCGCUUCUCAUUUGUGAGCAGAAAUUUGAGAUCUCCUUCAAACCCCGCCCGUGUUGCCCCCUCCUCUCCCCUGCAGCUGUUUGCUGGAUAAAUUGCAGAGAGAGAAAAAAAAUACAAACCACUAUUACAGGUUAGUGUUUGCUCUAAUUACCCUUUUGGAAAACUGGACAAAAAAAAAAAAAGAAAAAAAGGACUAGACAUGUUACAGAUGGUGAAUCAGCAGAGAAUCAAGUCUCUGGAGAGGUGGCUUCAGGAGACUAAAAUCACCUUAACACAGAUUAAUGGACAGCGCAGAUAUGGUGCUCCUCCUCCAGGAUGGACUGGUCCAGUGCCGGGUCCAGGCUGUGAAGUCUUUAUAAGUCAGAUCCCACGGGAUGUAUUCGAGGAUGAGCUGAUCCCGCUGUUCCAGAGUGUGGCUCCGCUGUACGAGUUCCGCCUCAUGAUGAACUUCAGCGGGCAGAACCGAGGCUUCGCCUACGCCAAAUACGGAGACGUGGCUAGCAUGACCGCCGCCAUCCGGGCUCUAAACAUGUACCCACUUCAGGGUGGCUUCAAGCUCGCUGUCAAGAGAAGCACAGAGAAGAGGCAGCUGUGUCUUAGCAAUCUGCCUCCGAACACGAAGAGCAAGGAGCUGCUGACAGUGCUUCGGCAAAUCGCUGACGGAGUGGAGGGUGUCACCAUGAGGACCACCGGGCCUAAGGAAAAAGACGUCAUUGCGCUUGUGCUCUACUCCUCCCACUAUACUGCCUCCAUGGCCAAGAAAGUGUUAGUCGCAGCCUUAAAGGACCUGUGUGGCAUGAGCAUCUGCGUCCGAUGGUCACCUGGGAACGGCAAACCCAGACACGAGGAGCAUGGCGAAGAGAAUCCUCUCAUCCCUCCCGGUCUGAAACCAAUGGCCAUAAAUUGUUUAACACCUCCACGCUUUCAGCUCAGCCAAAACCCUAAACCUUCUCCAGCCGCUCUCCUUGACUCGCAAGUCAUCUCGCGGGCAGAUGGAUAUCCGACCUCACAGGUGAUGAGCAGAAUGUUGCCGUUGAGCAAGGAGGAGCCGUUACAUGACUCGGUGUACCAGCUGCGUUGGCUGUGUGAGCUUCACGGGCUUGGCAUGCCGCUCUACAAUGUGAGAUACGACCACACAGGCUCAGACGGUCUCCUGUAUUUCACCUACAAGGUGGUGGUGUCAGGGCUGGCCAUACCCUUCUACGGCAUCACCCAUGUCCUGCCCAGCACCUCCACCAGCAACAUAGAGGCUGAGGUUCAUCGAGCAGCUGCCAAGCAGCUACUCAAUGCCAUGCGGAAGCAUUGUGUGAUGUUUGAUUUGUUUGGUUUUCUGAGUUUUUGGAGUGAUUUUGCUGUGGUUGUGUUGCUGCUUUGUGUUGAAACGUAUUAAAAGAAUUGUUUAAAUGUC
Molecule: messenger RNA, 1477 nt
Organism: Silurus meridionalis
Lineage: Eukaryota; Metazoa; Chordata; Actinopteri; Siluriformes; Siluridae
Gene: dnd1
Product: DND microRNA-mediated repression inhibitor 1
Exons: 5
Coding region: 269-1459 (396 amino acids)
Biological process (GO): mRNA stabilization; negative regulation of miRNA-mediated gene silencing
Cellular component (GO): nucleus; cytoplasm
Molecular function (GO): mRNA binding
Source: RefSeq, a predicted model, not a curated record